Agrilus planipennis (emerald ash borer) is the source of this 1123-nucleotide messenger RNA. RefSeq names its product ubiquitin-conjugating enzyme E2 variant 2 (gene Uev1A). Gene Ontology annotation, biological process: DNA damage tolerance; protein K63-linked ubiquitination. Lineage: Eukaryota; Metazoa; Arthropoda; Insecta; Coleoptera; Buprestidae. Gene Ontology annotation, cellular component: nucleus. Bases 228 to 662 code for a protein of 144 amino acids. The transcript is spliced from 3 exons. The record is from RefSeq and is a predicted model, not a curated record.
UUAAUCUAAGGUUUUGUGCGAAAUUGAUUCUGGAAUGCAUCUGGAAUGUGAGAUUUUGAUAAGAUCGGGCCGAAUUUAUUAAGAAUAGGGAAUCUUUCUUUUCUAUUGUAUUUUAGCGCAUAUAAACUCGCCAUUGUAGGUCAAUUUUAAUGUUAAUAAGUUAAUUUUAAGUUUGUUAAUUCGCAUUUCCAGAGACUAAAUACAAAAAAUCAUCGAAGUAAUCAACAAUGGCGUCGCAGUCGACCGGUGUAGUGGUACCACGAAAUUUUCGGUUAUUGGAAGAGCUGGAAGCAGGACAAAAGGGUGUAGGUGAUGGCACCAUCAGUUGGGGCUUAGAAAAUGACGACGACAUGACACUAACACAUUGGAAUGGCAUGAUUAUCGGUCCACCAAGAACUCCAUAUGAGAACAAAAUGUAUUCUGUUAAAGUAGAAUGUGGUUCAAAGUAUCCUGAUGAACCACCUUGUGCUAGAUUUAUAAGUAGAAUUAAUAUGAAUUGCAUUAAUGCAAAUUCAGGCAUGGUAGAUAGUAAACAAGUUCCGGUUUUGGCAAGAUGGCAACGCGAUUAUACCAUCAAGACUGUUCUUCAAGAGCUUCGCAGACUCAUGACACUUAAAGAAAAUAUGAAACUUACACAGCCACCGGAAGGUAGCAUUUUCUAGCCCUCAAAUCCACAAACGUCGCCAUUUGCCCCCGCGGCUGCCUGCCCCCUAAACAUCGAUUCUUGCAGAACCCAUUCUUGCUAUUUGUUAUAGUAUCCAUGUCAUGAAAAAAAGGUUUUAAAUCCUAUUUCUUUUUUUAUGACUGUUAUCUUCAGUUAAUAAGCAGGUAUAUAUUAUAUUGUUAAGUAACAACUAGAGGCAUGGUUAGGAAAAAUGGGGGAAAACGUAUGGGCGUCUAAUCUCUGUAUAGCUUCUCAAGUCAUAUUUGCCGAGGCAUAUUAGACAUUACUAUUCUUGUUACUGUCUAUAGAUUUACAAUGAAUCCAUAAAAAUCUUAUAACAUGCUACUAUUUAUAGUUUUGUUAUCCAUUUAUUAAAAAUCCUGAAUUCAAUUUGACAUUUUAGUGUUCCAUUAGGCCUGUGUAAUUAUUUUUUUCUUCAUAAUAAACCAUUUAAUGUAA